Pleurotus ostreatus (oyster mushroom) is the source of this 846-nucleotide messenger RNA. RefSeq lists its product as uncharacterized. The record is from RefSeq and is a predicted model, not a curated record. Bases 1 to 846 code for a protein of 281 amino acids. NCBI's taxonomy places the organism in Eukaryota, Fungi, Basidiomycota, Agaricomycetes, Agaricales, Pleurotaceae. The transcript is spliced from 4 exons.
AUGGGGAAGCUGAACAUCGCACACCACAAAUCAUACCAUCCGUAUCGUCGUGAUAACAUCGAACGUGUUCGCAAAGAUGAAGAAGAAGCUGCCCGGAAGGAGGCGCAGGAGGAGGGUAGAAUGAUGCUCGCGGAUUCUGAAGCCCGCAUAGACUUACUGCGGGAGCGCGCCGGAACCCAGCGAGACUCUUCCGGCCGCAGGUCUCGAAAGAGGGACGACUUCGAUGAGGAGAAGGUAGCGACCACCUCGGCGCCGCAGCCAGCGUUGACGAACCCCAACGGGCACAUCAACCUCUUCGAAGACCUGGAGCAAAGCCAGAUGUCUGCAGCGAUACGAUCGUCGUCUAAGAAGAAAUCCGACCCCGUAGAAACUGACAAAGGUGUCCCCCUAGCGCCAUCCGCCAAAGACUUGAAUCCAUGGUACUCUUCCAGAAACGACGAUAGCAAGCCAGUAGAUGAAGCGGAGGAGGGGAGGAGGAAGCGCGAUAAAGCGCGCCAAGCAAUGCAUGACCCUCUUACUUCCAUUUCCCGACAACUUGCAUCGCACCACGCAUCGUCAGCACACGCAACUUCAUCACGAUCAUCACAUCGCUCGCGGCCAACACCAUCAGACGCAUCACGCCCACCGGAAGUCAACGCUAGGCUAGCAAGGGAAUCAUCGGAACGCGAGAGGGCACUGGAACUGAUAAGGCGAAAGAAACGCGAGAUGAUGGGCAGUGAAACGCCAAGCACUGUGCACGGCGGUGGCUAUACGGACGUGUUCAACAGGAAAGAGGUAGAGGAUGCUCAUCGAGUUCGGGAUCGAGACCUACGUCGCUCCAGUAGGCUGCAAUCCGUUCCUCCCUAA